Debaryomyces hansenii CBS767 is the source of this 210-nucleotide messenger RNA. RefSeq names its product DEHA2C00176p. The record is from RefSeq and is a predicted model, not a curated record. The transcript has a single exon. NCBI's taxonomy places the organism in Eukaryota, Fungi, Ascomycota, Pichiomycetes, Serinales, Debaryomycetaceae. The coding region runs from base 1 to 210 and encodes 69 amino acids.
AUGCUUAAUACCGCAUUAUUUACAGAUCUAGAAAGAGAUGAACAUAACGAAGGGAAUCAAAAUAUCGUUGCAGCUAUGAGAGCAAUUCAGAAAGCUAUUAAGGCUAUCAUGAUGUGGUUGACACUAGUGAGUUUUAUGUUGGUAGUACACGUAAUUUUUAGUGGUGUUUAUGCUGGAGAUGUCUACAUAGGAAAUAGUAAUGUUAGUUGA